AUGGUUAAAAUUAUCGCUGGUGGAGAUGCCUUGUACUCUUCAACCAACUUGAAAGAACGAAUUGAUCCAAAAAUUGUCAAACUUCUUACUGAAAGUGAUGUUGCAUUCUUGAACGCGGAAUUCACUACACCCAAGCCAACUACUCCUUCAGCAGCAGGUCGAGGAUAUUUGACGAGUAUCAAGCCUCGUUCGCUUGAUGACUUGCUAUCGCUUAAUUUCAAGCUCAUAUCAUUUGCUAACAACCAUACGGUAGAAUUUGGGCAUGAAGGUUUGGUUGAUACUAUCGAAGAAAGUGAAAAAAGAGGAAUUCAUCCUGUAGGAGUUGGAAGAUCUCUUGAAGAUGCUAAGAAGCCCCAAUUUUUUGAUUCUUCAACUGGUAGAGUUGGUAUUGUUGGUGCAUCUUCCACUCAUUCUCAUAUUGCACUUGCUGCAAGUAAUGGUGCACAUACUCCUGCGAGAGCCGGUCUAGUACCACUAAGAUGGACAUUAUCUUAUGUAUUGCCAGAAGAACAAUAUAAGCAGUUUGAACAAAUUGACAUCUUAUUAGGAACAAGAAAGUCAAUGUUGGAAUCGGCCCGUGUUGAGGUUCGUACUGGUGAAGUUACUGGUGAUGACUUUUUCAGAUUUGGUCAUUUAUUUGACAGUAACUUGGUUGUAACCAAAGCUAAAGAAGGUGAAUCCGCUCAUGUGAGGACUACUGCUAACGAAAUUGACUUGCAAAGGCUUUUACGAAGUGUAAAAGAUUCUGCUGAAAGGUCUAAUUUACCAAUUUUUUCACUUCAUACUCAUGAAGGUGACAACAACAAUUGGUAUAACCCAAUCCCACCAAAAUUCAUACAGAAAUUUGCUCGGAAAACUAUUGAUUCCGGGGCAAAAGCUUUCAUUGGACAUGGUGCUCAUAUGCUUCGUGGAGUUGAAAUCUAUAAAGGAAAACCUAUUUUUUAUAAUGUCGGUAGUUUCUUAAUGGAAUUCGAGCCGGGUGAAUCAUUUAUUGGUCCAGAAAUGUACGAGAAAUAUGGUUUGGAUCCAAGUACGUCGUUACCAUCUGAUCUCCAUAAUCUUAGAUCUUAUGGACCAAAAGGUGAAGCUAUCGGAUUUAGGAGUGGUCGAAAGUUUUCAAUCAACAUCCUUGUUGAGCUUGAAAUUGACGAAGAUGAUGAGGAUUCUUUUCGAUUCAAAAUCAUUCCAAUCGAUUUGGGUCUUGAUACUAGGCAAAAUAAAUUGAAAAGAGGUUUACCAGAGUGGGCCACAAAUGACGUUGCAAAAUACGUUACCAAUUACUUAGAGGAAAAUUCAGCUCCAUGGGGUACUAAGUUCAAUUAUAAUGAAGCAACGGGUUAUAUCAAUGUACUUACUGAUUAA
This is a messenger RNA of Hyphopichia burtonii NRRL Y-1933, 1362 nucleotides long. RefSeq names its product capsule synthesis protein, capa. Bases 1 to 1362 code for a protein of 453 amino acids. The transcript has a single exon. The record is from RefSeq and is a predicted model, not a curated record. NCBI's taxonomy places the organism in Eukaryota, Fungi, Ascomycota, Pichiomycetes, Serinales, Debaryomycetaceae.